This is a messenger RNA of Prunus armeniaca (apricot), 324 nucleotides long. NCBI's taxonomy places the organism in Eukaryota, Viridiplantae, Streptophyta, Magnoliopsida, Rosales, Rosaceae. The record is from the annotation of a GenBank genome assembly.
AUGACGAAGUUAACUGGGUGGAAACGAGAGGAGGUAAUGGAUAAAAUGUUGUUUGGGGAGGUUUUUGGGAUCAACAAGGCCUGUUGUCGUCUGAAGAGUCAGGAAGCUUUCGUAAAUCUUGGUGUUGUACUUAACCAUGCCAUGACAGGUCAGGUAUCCGAAAAGGUUCCUUUUGGUUUCUGUGCUCGCAGUGGAAAGCACAUAGAAUGCCUGUUGUGUGUGAGCAAGAAAUUGGACAGUGAGGGCUCAGUCACAGGGGUGUUUUGCUUCUUGCAACUUGCUAGCCCAGAGCAACAAGAAGCACUCCAUGUCCAGCGCUUAUGA